This is a messenger RNA of Gopherus flavomarginatus (Mexican gopher tortoise), 1128 nucleotides long. RefSeq names its product speedy/RINGO cell cycle regulator family member A (gene SPDYA). Gene Ontology annotation, molecular function: protein kinase binding. Lineage: Eukaryota; Metazoa; Chordata; Testudines; Testudinidae. The transcript has 6 exons. Bases 191 to 1126 code for a protein of 311 amino acids. Gene Ontology annotation, biological process: positive regulation of cyclin-dependent protein serine/threonine kinase activity. The record is from RefSeq and is a predicted model, not a curated record.
ACAGUUACAGAGAGGGAGUCUGCAAAGCAACUGUGUAUGAAUUUUUUGUUAUAUCUAUGGUUUCUCUUGACACCAAAAUGGAUAUAGAAAAAAGAUUUAUUGGUGCCUUUUAUUUUACAACUUAUCUAUAUAAUCAUCUCUAUUGUUAAUAUUGUCUUUUUUUAUUUUAACAGGAAUCUUCAAUACAAAAAUGAGACAUAAUCUGGUCUGUCAGACACCUCGCACUGUCACUGUUCAUAUAAAGUCAAGUGCAUCUAGAUCACACCAGCAAAAUAAAUCUAUUAGUCUAAAACGUCCUAUUUUUAAAGACAGUCAGGAAAAUUGUGAAAAAGAUGUGCACAAUAAUAAGUCUAAACGUCCAAAAGGUGCAUGUCUGGUUAUUCAGCGUCAGGAAAUGACUGCUUUCUUUAAACUAUUUGAUGAUGAUCUAAUUCAAGAUUUCCUGUGGAUGGACUGCUGCUGUAAAAUUGCAGAUAAGUAUCUUUUGGCAAUGACUUUUGUUUAUUUCAAGAGGGCUAGCUUCAGUAUAAAUGAGCACACCAGACUUAAUUUCUUUGUUGCUCUGUAUCUUGCAAAUACAGUUGAAGAAGAUGAUGAAGAGUCAAAGUAUGAAAUUUUUCCAUGGGCUUUGGGAAAAACCUGGCGGAAGCUUUUCCCUAACUUCUUAAAGUUAAGAGACCAACUCUGGGGUAGAAUUGACUACAGGGCUAUUGUAAGCAGACGUUGCUGUGAAGAGGUAAUGGCUAUUGCUCCAUCACAUUACAUAUGGCAGCGAGAACGUUCCAUGCAUCACAGUGGGGCUGUCAGAAAUUACAGCAAAGAUGAAGUGCAGCUGCCCCGUGGACCAAGUGCCACACCAGCAGAUUGUUCGCUUUGUGGUAAGAAAGGAAGAUUUGUAGGACUGGGAUUAUCAUCCUCAUCUUCUUCAUCCACUGGGACUUUGGAGAUCAUGGAGCAACAUGUAUCUCAGGAAUUGAAGGACACUUUCCCAGUUGAAAAAAUGCUAGUUGAUCCUUCUCCUUGCUGUUAUUCCCAAGGUUGCAACAGUCUAUUCACCAAAGAGAGAAAGAUUAGCUGCAUGAAUCAGGACAAAUCCAUGGACUGGUUUACAGGAAAUGAAGAAUGAAA